This is a messenger RNA of Daucus carota subsp. sativus, 2542 nucleotides long. Its product is annotated as zinc finger BED domain-containing protein RICESLEEPER 2-like. The record is from RefSeq and is a predicted model, not a curated record. NCBI's taxonomy places the organism in Eukaryota, Viridiplantae, Streptophyta, Magnoliopsida, Apiales, Apiaceae. Bases 1514 to 2260 code for a protein of 248 amino acids. Gene Ontology annotation, molecular function: DNA binding; protein dimerization activity. The transcript has 5 exons.
CUAUUAAUCAAAUAUCUAUACGAUUGACUGGACUCUCUAAACCUAAUCGCCGCUCACACGACUCACACGAAAGCCGCAACCGCGCCACCGCCGGCGAUAACCCUCAUUCCGUCACAGCCUCCACAGAUUCGAAUAUUCGAUUCACAACCUCAGUUGGGAUAAUGUCACAAUCGGAUACUGGGACAGGGGACUCUAAUGAUCCUCAUACUCAAACGCAAGCAGCAAGCUCUGCAAAUAAAAAACGAAAGUCUAUCAAGGAGAGAUCAGAAGUAUGGGAUCACUUCACAAAGUUUACGGAUGCGGAAGGGUGCAUGAGAGCAAGGUGCAACUAUUGUGAAAAGGUUUACCAUUCCGAUACUAGUACAAAUGGAUCUAGUGCACUCAAUAAACAUCUUAAACUUUGCAAGAAACUCCCGCUUAGUGGUGAAUCUAAACAAACACAAUUGUCAUUGCAAUCCGUAGGAGGAAACGAGGGCAUUCUUAAAAAAUGGCAUUUUGAUCAAAAAUUAUCUGGACAUAAAUUAGCCGCCAUGGUCAUUAUUGAUGAACUUCCGUUUAGAUUUGUCGAAGGUGAGGGGUUUAAUGAUUUUAUGAAAACCACUCAACCACUUUUUAAGAUGCCAUCUCGUUUUACCGUGGCAAGAGAUUGUUAUCAAAUCUUUUUGGAUGAAAAGAAGAAGUUGACUACAUACUUUAAGCUCUCCGGUCAAAGAGUUUGUAUUACCACGGACACUUGGAUUUCUAUCUAAAAGAUUAAUUAUAUGUGCAUUACGGCUCAUAACAUUGAUCAAAAUUGGAACUUGCACAAAAAGAUAAUUAACUUUUGUCCUAUAGAGGGUCAUAAGGGUGAACUCUUAGCUAGGGACCUUGACAUAAAAUUGAAAGAAUGGGAACUUGCCAAAGUGUUUGAAAUUACGGUUGAUAAUGCAAGUUCAAAUUAUACUUGCAUUCAAUUGUUGAAGGAUAGAUUGUCUUCUAAGGGGGGCUGAUUUUUUGAAUGGAAAGUAUAUGCACCUGAGAUGUAUUGCUCACAUAAUUAAUUUGAUUGUGAAUGAUGGACUCCUUGAUAUGAAAGCAUCGAUUAAAAGGGUGAGAAAGGUGGUUAGAUUUGUUAAUCAAUCUCCGGCUAGACUAGCCAAAUUUAAGGAGUGUGUUGACUUACAAAAUAUUACUUGCAAAUCUAUGUUGUGUUUGGAUGUAAGUACAAGAUGGAAUUCCACUUAUUUGAUGCUUAAUGUUGCCCAAAAGCUUCAAAAGGCAUUUGAAUUAUUCGAGAGAAUGGAUCCAUACUUUGUACAUGAGCUUAAUGAUCAAGGGGGGGGGGGGGGGUGCCUACAUCUUGGGAUUGGGGUAAUGUUAGAAGGUUGGAUGAGAUGUUGGUUCAUUUUUAUGAACUUACCUUAAGGAUAUCGGGUUCUUUGUAUGUCACAUCCAAUGUAUUCUAUCAUGAGAUUAGCACGGUUAAUUUAUUGUUGAAAGAUUGGAUGAAGAGUGUGAUAUUGAUGUGAGAUAUAUGGGUGAAAGAAUGAAGGAAAAAUAUGACAAGUAUUGGGGUGAUGUAAACAAAAUGAACAAACUCAUUUAUGUGGCGGUUGUCGUUGAUCCUAGAUACAAAUUGGAGUUUCUUGAUUUUGCACUUGUUGAAGAAUUUGGUAAUGAAAUUGGUUGGAAGUUGGCAAAUGACACAAAAAUGGUGAUGAAAGAGUUGUUUGACGAGUAUAAAACGACUUGCCAACCUAAAAAUACUCAAGACAAUAAUCAAGGAAAAUCUUCAAAUAAGUCUUCAAGUACUUCAACUUCAAGAACACAAUCGGCAUUGGGUGAAAGAUUUAUGACACAAAAAUUGGAGAGUGGAGAAAUAGAAUCCAAGUGUGAAUUAGAUAUGUAUCUUAAAGAGAGUGUUUAUGUCACGAAAAGUGAUGAUGAGUUUGAUAUUUUGAAAUGGUGGAAGGUUAAUUCAAGUAGGUUUCCCAUUCUCUCACAACUUGCACGUGAUGUGUUAGCAAUUCCAAUCUCCACCGUAGUAUCGGAGUCCGCUUUUAGUGUGGGUGGGAGAGUUCUUGAUCUUUAUAGAAGUUCUUUGUCACCCAAGGUUGUGGAAGGUUUACUUUGUGCUCAAGAUUGGUUAAGAUCCUACAAACGCCCAAAGACAAUCGAAGAAGACUUCAAUGAUAUUGAAAAGUUCGAAGAAGUAUUUUCUGCCCUUACUGUUGACAUAAAUCUUGAAGGCGCAACUAUAAACUUGGACAACGACAGCUAGGAGUUCUACCUGCUUGAUCAGGCUUAAUAAAACAAAUUGCAUACAAUUGGCUCCAGGCUACCUGUUUAAAGUGGAGAAUCUGACAUGCAUGAGUGAUAAGUGAUGAUUGAAUUUUGAUGGGUCCAUGACACAUGAGCAGCAGAGCAGAGCAUCCUGACUAUUUGUUUUAGUUUUUGUACUAGCAGACUACUGGCCAUGAUUUUUAAAGUUUGUAAACUAAUGACUACUUUGGAGUUGUGCUUUGAAUAUUAACUCUCUAAAUUAUCUAUGUUGGACUGGUGA